Prosopis cineraria is the source of this 2966-nucleotide messenger RNA. Its product is annotated as MDIS1-interacting receptor like kinase 2-like. The transcript has 2 exons. Bases 1 to 1881 code for a protein of 626 amino acids. The record is from RefSeq and is a predicted model, not a curated record. NCBI's taxonomy places the organism in Eukaryota, Viridiplantae, Streptophyta, Magnoliopsida, Fabales, Fabaceae. Gene Ontology annotation, molecular function: protein binding.
AUGGCUUAUCUAAAAAUUUCUCUCUUCCGCGCCAUUCAUCUUCAUUGCUUGGUCUUUUGGUCACUAUGCCUUCUCACUUCAGGACUUACAGAAACUGAAGCUCUGCUUAACUGGAAACAAAGUCUUCCAUACCAACCAAUUCUGGAUUCAUUGGUCUCACAACCUCUCACCAAUUCCAGUGCAGCUCAAAACCCUUGUUCUUGGCGAGGAAUCAAGUGUGAUCCUUCUGGAAGUGUGAUUGAACUGGACUUGAAUAACACUGGUCUCAAAGGUACCCAUCAAAACUUGAAUUUCUCUACGUUUCCAAAUCUUCUUCUUCUUAAUCUCAAAUUUAAUCAGCUCACUGGCCCCAUACCAGAAACCAUUGGGUUGCUAUCAAAACUCCAAUUCCUUGAUCUUAAUCGUAAUUAUCUCAAUGGCACUAUUCCUCUUUCUCUUGCUAAUCUCACUCAACUCUAUGAGCUUGAUCUUUCACAAAAUGAUAUUACGGGUAUUUUAGACCCUCGUCUAUUCCCUGAUGGCAGUGAUCAACCCAAAACUGGCUUGAUUGGAAUAAAAUAUCUUGUGCUUCAAGGCUUGCGCCUUGGUGGCAAGGUUCCAAAUGAAAUAGGGAAUUUGAAACAGUUGACUAUUCUAGCUCUAUAUCAAAAUGGCUUUUACGGACCUAUACCUCUUUCUCUAGGGAAUUGUACACAUCUAAACAUUCUCUCUUUGGCUGCAAACAGUUUCUCAGGCACAAUUCCUCCUAUUCUUGGUAGACUACCCAAUCUAACUGAGAUUCGCUUGUUAAUGAACAAUUUGUCUGGUCAUUUACCACAAGAAUUUCAAAAUCGUUCUUUUACUAUGCUUAAUCUAUCUAAUAACAAUUUCACUGGCCAGUUACCACCACAAGUAUGCAAAGGUGGUGAGUUACUUGAGUUCACUGCAGCUUACAAUAGAUUCACUGGUCCAAUUCCCACGAGCCUCAGCAACUGUACAUCUUUGGUUAGAGUCCGUCUUGAACAUAACCAAUUGACAGGAUAUGUAGAUGAGGAUUUGGGAGUUUAUCCCAAUCUUACCUACAUUGACCUCGGCUACAAUAGGCUGCAAGGUAAGUUUUCUGCAAAAUGGGGUGCCUGCAAGAGCUUGCAAGCUCUUAUGAUGUCUGGAAAUUCAAUAGGGGGAAUUUUACCGAGUGAGGUUUUUCAGUUGAAACAAUUACAAAAGCUUCACUUGUCUUCAAACCAAAUAUCUGGAGAGAUUCCUCCUCAAAUUGGAAAUUCUUCAAGCUUGUACCAUCUACAUCUGGCUAGCAACAAUCUUUCAGGUAUGAUACCAGAAGGCAUUUGGAAGCUUUCUAGUUUGGAGUCUCUAGAUCUGUCAAUGAAUAGAUUAAGGGGACCUAUCCCUUAUCAAAUAGGUGAUUGCUAUAAGUUGCUGAAUUUAAAUUUUAGCAACAAUGACCUUACUGGCAAAAUCCCAUACCAAUUAGGAAAUCUUGUGGCCUUACAAGAUUUUUUGGACUUGAGUUACAAUUCACUUUCUGGAGAAAUCCCUGUUGAUCUUAGUAAACUCAACAAGUUGGUAAGCUUGAAUAUGUCUCACAAUAAUUUGUCAGGUCCUAUCCAUAAUUUUUUAGCAAGAAUGUUAAGCUUGUCAAGCAUCAAUCUCUCCCAUAACAAUUUGGAAGGUGUUGUACCAGAUAGUGGAAUUUUUAAUUCUUCAAAUCCAGUGGAUCUAAGUAACAACAAAAAUUUAUGUGGGAGGGUCCCAGGCUUAAAACCUUGCAACAUGUUAACUGUAAAGACACAUGGUGGAGCAAACAAAAAGAAAAUUGUGACAGCUGUCACUUCUUCUUUGGCUGUGGCAUUGAUUUUGUUGGGAGUGGUUGGGGUUUUUUAAUUCGCUAUAAGAGAAACUCAAAAGCUGUAGAACAUAACACCAGAGCCAGUAAAGAAAAUCUAUUAUGGCACUUUGAUGGCAAAAUUAUGUACGAAGACAUAAUUGAAGCAACUGGGAACUUUGCUGAAAAAUACUGCAUCGGGGAGGGAGCUUUGGAAAAGUUUACCAGCUGAUAUUACCAGGGGAUAGAGUAUUUGCUGUAAAAAAGUUGACAUGUCAAGCUGAGAACCUUGAUAUUGAUAGUAUAAAAGCUUUUAAGAGUGAGAUCAAAGCCUUGACAGAAACACUCACCGAAACAUUGUGAAGUUGUAUGGAUUUUGCUCGCAGAAGUUGCACACAUUUUUGAUCUAUGAGUACAUGGAAAGAGCGAGCUUAGCUGAUAUGCUUAGAAAUGAUAAAGAAGCAUUAGAGUUGGAUUGGUCAAUGAGGUUUAAUAUUAUAAAGAGUGUAGCACAAGCUUUAUCUUACAUGCACCAUGAUUGCAAUCCACCAAUUGUUCAUAGAGAUAUAUCUAGCAAAAAUAUUUUACUGUCUUCAAAUCUGGAAGCCCAUGUCUCAGAUUUCGGCACAGCAAGAUUCUUAAAGCCUGAUUCAUCGAUUCGGACAACAUUUGCUGGGACAUAUGGCUAUGCUGCUCCUGAGCUUGCGUACACAAUGGCAGUGACAGAGAAAAUUGAUGUCUAUAGCUUUGGUGUUUUGGCUAUUGAGGUGCUUAUGGGAGAGCAUCCUGGAGAAUUAAUAUCCAAUACCCAAACAAGCGGGAUGAACCAGAUCAACUUGAAAGAGAUUCUGGACCCUCGUUUAUCAUCAACAAAUCAGCAAAACUUGAAGAAAUUGGCUUUGACUUGGCAUCUAGCUCUUUCAUGCUUACAGGCAAACCCUCGAUCUCGGCCAACCAUGCGAAAUGUUGCCCAGUUGAUGGAAAUGGAGCGUGCAUAGGAGCCAUGAUCGUUGAUUGGCGUAUGUCAGCUUUUUUUUUUUUUUUUUUUUUUAUAGAAACAAAAUAAGCAUCUGAAGCACAUAUAAUAUCUCAUUAGGACACGUGCCUGUGCCUGUCCCAAGCGUUAAGAAUUCCAUUUUCUUGA